Messenger RNA from Symbiodinium natans, 417 nucleotides. Lineage: Eukaryota; Dinophyceae; Suessiales; Symbiodiniaceae. The record is from the annotation of a GenBank genome assembly.
AUGGCUUUGCCAUGGAAGCAUGGCCUGGUCCACUCGACGCAGGUCUUCGUGCGAUUGCUGCUCAGCCUGGCUGUCUCCCAUGCCAUAGCGCGUGAAGUUUGCGAUGACAUCUCGAUGCUGCAGCAGUCGAUGUACAAGCCAUCAGAUGCGCCUUUGGCCUUGAUGGCUACAGCCACGGAGGCACCAACGACGACGACCGAAGCUCCCGUCUUAACUCCUCCUCCUCCACCCAAAGCGACGAGAGUCAACGUUGUCGGUGUGACCGGCAUCAUCGCCUCGUUCGACGCAGAAACCAAGGACGGCACGAUCAACAAGGUGACAGAGAUUUGCAAAGCCCGGGGGUUCAUUGAGAGUGGCGAAUGCAAGACGUGCAACCAGAACUGGCCUUCAGCAACGAUGUGUUCUUUUUAUUGGUGA